Molecule: messenger RNA, 936 nt
Organism: Penicillium subrubescens
Lineage: Eukaryota; Fungi; Ascomycota; Eurotiomycetes; Eurotiales; Aspergillaceae
Product: WD40 repeat domain-containing protein
Exons: 1
Coding region: 1-936 (311 amino acids)
Biological process (GO): negative regulation of transcription by RNA polymerase II
Cellular component (GO): transcription repressor complex; nucleus
Molecular function (GO): protein binding
Source: RefSeq, a predicted model, not a curated record
AUGCAGACUCCAACCACCUCCUCUCCAGAUGUCAAGCUAGUGCCGCGUCGCACCUUGGAGGGCCAUUCAGGUUGGGUCUGGGAUGUGGCCCUCUCCCCGGAUGGCACGAUGGCGGCCUCGGCCUCGAACGACACCACGGUUCGGGUCUGGGGCACGUCGGCGACGGGCUCGCUGUAUCGGGUCUUCAAGGGCCACUCCGGUCCGGUCAGGGCUGUCUCCUUUUCACCGGAUAGCCAGAGGGUGGCCUCCGCGUCUGAUGACAUGAUCGUGCGAGUCUGGGAAAUCGGCACGGGCGUCGUAUCCCGUGUAUUUCAAGGGCAUUCUGGCUGUGUGAGAUCGGCCGCUUUUUCUCCGGACGGCAAGUUGAUAGCGUCGGCGUCUGAUGACAAGACAGUUCGCCUUUGGGAUCUUAGGUCUGGCGAAUCUCUUAAAGUCUUCCGUGGGCACACUGGUUGGGUGCGCACAGUGAGGUUUUCACCAGAUGGGAAAUUACUGGCAUCGGCGUCCGAUGACUGUACGGCUCGGAUCUGGGAUGUGCAAAUGGGUACCGCCUGUGCCGUGCUCGAAGGACACACCGAUUACGUGCGGGCUGUGAAUUUCUCCCCAGACGGCACGAUGGUAGCCACGGGGUCAAAAGAUCGAACCGCACGGUUAUGGCGAGCCGGUACGCUAUCCCAGGUCUUUGAGGGACAUUCAAGCUGGGUGAAAGACGUGAUUUUCUCUCCAGACAGCAAAAUGGUCGUGUCUGCAUCUGACGACUCCACGAUCCGACUUUGGAGUACCAGCACCGGUACGACCUGCAGCAAGCUAGGGCCGGUGCAAGGCUGGGAAAGGGGCAUGGCCUUUUCGCGGGACGGGAAGCUAGUGGUAUCUACGGCUGAUGACAUGACAGUUCGAAUCCUGGAGACUGACGAGAACUUAUGGUCUCUGAAAUAG